Girardinichthys multiradiatus is the source of this 1379-nucleotide messenger RNA. RefSeq names its product neutrophil cytosolic factor 4 (gene ncf4). The transcript is spliced from 10 exons. Gene Ontology annotation, molecular function: protein binding; superoxide-generating NADPH oxidase activator activity; phosphatidylinositol binding. Bases 180 to 1232 code for a protein of 350 amino acids. Gene Ontology annotation, biological process: phagocytosis; respiratory burst; superoxide anion generation. NCBI's taxonomy places the organism in Eukaryota, Metazoa, Chordata, Actinopteri, Cyprinodontiformes, Goodeidae. Gene Ontology annotation, cellular component: NADPH oxidase complex. The record is from RefSeq and is a predicted model, not a curated record.
UUCCUGACUGUUACCUGUUUCCGCACUGUUGCGCCUCUUAAGCUAUCCAGUUGCUGCAGUGGUAUUUCAGCCUGCGGUGCUUGAGAAGUUUCUUCAUUUGUAAUACUUCAAACAGGCGCUUUAUCUCCGGAUAAGAGUCCAAAUUUAUUCCUGUCAAGAGCCAAAACUGGGCGCAAAACAUGUCGCAGCCGCAGCAGAUACGGGACGAGAGUGACUUUGACCAGCUCCCAGACAACAUCCCUAUCAGUGCCACCAUUGCUGAUAUCGAGGAGAAAAAAGGCUUCAUUGACUACUUUAGGUUUGUGGUUGAAGUGAAGACAAAAGGGGGCAGUAAAUAUCUGAUCUAUCGGAGGUACAGAGAGUUUUUCAAUCUUCACCAAACUCUAGAGAACAAAUACUCUCCUGAGGACCCAGAGAGACCUGGUCCCAACACCUGCGCCCUGCCCCCUCUUCCAGGAAAAGUCUUCAUCGGAAACAAAAAGGACAUUGCAGAAAGCAGAAUCCCUGAACUCAACACAUACAUGAAGAGGUUACUCGGUCUUCCAACAUGGCUGUUACUUGAUGAUAGUCUCAGGAUGUUCUUCUAUCAGACGGAGCAGGACAGCCAGCACGAGCCACGGGCCCUAAGACGUCUUCGUCCACCAACCCGCAAAGUGAAAACCGUCAAAGCACCAAAGAUGGACCUCUUCUCCUCCCCCAGGGCAGAGGCGAUGUUUGACUUUCGCGGGAACGGCAAGGCAGAGUUAAACUUGAAGAGGGGAGAAGUGAUCUUCUUGCUGCGACGAGUCAAUGCCGACUGGCUGGAGGGUACGGUGAACAAUCAAACAGGGAUUUUCCCAGAAUCAUUUGUGAAGAUUAUUAAACCCCUCCCAGAACGUGACUCAGAAAGUGAAGGUGGGGGCCACACUUACAGCUGCCUCCGCUGUUUCCUGCUUACCCCGUCUGGAGUUGAAACCAGAGAUGUGUGUGUACAAGAGGCCCUCACCAUACAACCAACAUACAGCGAACUACUGUCCCGCAUGAGGAAUGUCUUCAAGGUGGAUGAUAUUGCUCUGAAUUACCGUGACCCAGAGGGUGACCUCAUACGCCUGCUUGACAAUGAAGACGUCCAGCUAAUGAUCAGGGAGGGCAGACGUCAGCAGGACAGCGUCAAGAGACCUGUCAAUCAGUUUCCAUGGGAACUGCAUGUAACCAUGGCCUCUGACCUCUCAGUUUAUGGUUAUGAACCGUGAGAGAAAUAUUUAAACAUGUCUCAAGACAAAAGGAAGUACAGGAACUAAGAAUUGUUACUAGUGCUGUCUUUUACAUUUGUUCCUAACCUGUUUAAGUAAACAGCGGUCCAUAUAUUACAGUUAUCAAAAUAAAUCGAUUUAAAAACA